AUGGCUCCUCAGCAAGUCGACUUUGAGAAGAGCGUCGGUCACACGGAUGGCGACACACCCGUCGCCUGGAACCGCCGUGACCUCCUCCUCUACGCUGCCGGCAUCGGCACAGGGCCCGAUGCGCUCGACUACGUGUACGAGGCUUCGCCAGGCUUCCGGGCCUUCCCCACCUACCCGCUCGUCCUCGGCCUCAAGGGCACCUCGCCCGACGUCAACGUCUUUGCCGAGAUGAUCUCGUCGCGCCAGGGCGUGCCCGGCUUCCCGAAGCUCGACCCAAACACCAUCGUCCACGGCGAGCAGUCGAUCGAGAUCCUCCACGACAUCCCCACCAACAGCGGCGAGGGCUGGAAGAUCCGCAAGCGCAUUGUCGGCGUGCACGACAAGGGCAGCGGUCUCAUUCUUGAGACAGAGCAGGCCCUCGUCAGUCCAGUGGGCCGCACCCAUGCCAUCAUGAUUGGCAGCGCCUUCUACAGGGGAGGAGGCCAAGGCACCGGCUUCUCAAAGGCCCUUGUCACGAAGCCGCCCGUGACAAAAGCGCCUGGCCGCGGUGCCGACUUUACGCUGCGCGAAAAGACGAGCCCGGGACAGGCCAUCGUCUACCGCCUCUCUUCCGACUACAACCCCCUCCAUAUUGAUCCGCAGAUCGGCGCAAAGGGAGGCCUUGGCGGCGUCAUUCUCCACGGCCUCUGCAGCUACGGCUUCGCCGCCCGCGCCAUCCUCCGCUCCGUCGUUGGCACCGAUGGCCAGCCAGGCUCGCCCGCAGCCGAGCUGCAGGUCAUGUCUUCCCGCUUCACCUCGCCCGUCAAGCCCGGCGACGAGCUCGAGACCUCGGUCUGGUUCACGGGUGAAAAGGACGGCGUCGUCGAGAUUGCCUUUGAGCAAACCGUCGUUGGUGGCAAGAAGAGCCUGGGAGGCGGCUAUGCCAAGGUCAAGCGGGGCAGCAAGCCCGCCGCGUUCAAGCUCUGA
Messenger RNA from Acaromyces ingoldii, 966 nucleotides. RefSeq lists its product as hypothetical. The transcript has 3 exons. Gene Ontology annotation, cellular component: peroxisome. Bases 1 to 966 code for a protein of 321 amino acids. The record is from RefSeq and is a predicted model, not a curated record. Lineage: Eukaryota; Fungi; Basidiomycota; Exobasidiomycetes; Exobasidiales; Cryptobasidiaceae.